CGAGUCAGAGAGACCUUAGUGAAUAGUGAUAAUUUAUAGCCUUCAAUAUUCUUCCCUUUUCACCGAAGCUUUCUAAAGCUUUAAUUUGUCUCUAAGGUUUCUCUAAUCUCAGUUAACCAUUAUUAAAGUUUCAAUUUGGAUUUGGGAUUUUUCUCCUUCUCAGAGUGAUUGAAUUUUUUAUUUCAUGGAUUUCCAGAAUAGAAGGCUACAUGUUUUGCUAUUCAUCGCAGGCAUCAUUGUUCUCAGCAUUACAGCUGAAAAAUGUCGACAGCUGGUUGGAGAAGAUGCUUCAUCUCAGAGUGGGAAGUUUACACUCUUGAACUGUUUCGAUAUGAGCUCUGGAACACUAGCAUGUACUGUAAAAGAAGGAGUGAAACUCUAUUUCUACAACAUCAGAUCAGCUCAUGUGGAGAGGGCAAGGCAUGCUGCAAUAGAAGUUGCACUUGUUGAUUCAUUGUCACAGGGGAUGUCUACUCAAGAUGCUGCCAAACAAGCACAACAAGAAGGUGCAAAAGCAGCAAAGCUAGCAACACGGAAAGCCAAGAGAAUAAUAGGCCCCAUCAUCUCUUCCGGAUGGGACUUUUUCGAAGCUAUAUACUAUGGCGGUACAAUUACUGAAGGUUUUCUCAGAGGCACUGGCACUUUAUUUGGCACCUAUACCAUAGGAUAUUUUGGGGAACAAAGACUUGGGAGAUUUGGUUAUCUUGUGGGAAGUCAUUUAGGCAGUUGGGUUGGAGGUAGGAUAGGACUAAUGGUAUAUGAUGUGGUUAAUGGAGUACAUUUUCUACUUCAAACUGUUAAAGGCGAAGAUAUUGUUCGUAGCAUUCUUGAUUAUGGACAUUCUGAAAUUUCCGAGGACUCCAUUGCUUACGAAGCUAAUAAAACACCUGAUUAUGAAAAUUCUGAAGCUUCUGGUGACUCUUAUGCUCAUGGAGCUCCCCCUGCGUAUGCAAGUCCAGAAGUUUCAGAAUCAGAAGGGUCCAAUUCCUAUGACACUAUGACUGAGGAGUCUCCAUUCCCUGAGGGUACUGAUGAAACAUAUAUAAAUUCUGAACUUUAGCUUACAAUACGAUGUACUCAUAGUUUGAUUCUUUUAUUUGAGAUUUUAUGGACUAUAGAUGCUAAACUAGAUUCCUUAAACUUAUGCAUGUACUCUUGGAUAGGUUAACACUUAAACGCUUUUACCAUAUUCUUUUAGAACUCAUGUAUAAUGUAAAAGGCUACUUUUCUUUUUUUCA
Molecule: messenger RNA, 1238 nt
Organism: Humulus lupulus (European hop)
Lineage: Eukaryota; Viridiplantae; Streptophyta; Magnoliopsida; Rosales; Cannabaceae
Exons: 2
Coding region: 185-1060 (291 amino acids)
Source: RefSeq, a predicted model, not a curated record